AUGGACAUCGACCUGCUGAACCCGGAUCUGAAGGAGGAGAAGUCAAAGCACAAGCUGAAGCGCAUGAUCCAGUCUCCCAACAGCUUCUUCAUGGACGUGAAAUGCCCUGGCUGCCUCCAGAUCACCACCGUCUUCAGCCAUGCGCAGACCGUUGUCCUUUGCGGCAACUGCAACGUGAUGCUUUGUCAGCCGACGGGUGGCCUCGCGCGACUGACCGAGGGCUGCUCCUUCCGAAGGAAAACCGACUGA
Symbiodinium pilosum is the source of this 249-nucleotide messenger RNA. NCBI's taxonomy places the organism in Eukaryota, Dinophyceae, Suessiales, Symbiodiniaceae. The record is from the annotation of a GenBank genome assembly.